ACAGGUCGACUAGAAGGACAAGUCUAGCAAACUAGUUAUCACUGGUUACUAGUUAUCACUAGUUAUCGCUGGUUAUGCUCUUCUAGUUGAACAACAGUUUCACUAGCAAGAGGAACGCUGUGUGAAUGUUGACAGUGUAGUGUCCAAACUAUCAUCGAAACUUUUGUGUUGUCUUUGUAAACAGAGCACACAAUGGAGGGAACCGACGGCACAGAGGGAGAAUCCUGUUCGGUAACAAGUGAGCCUGCCCCCGAGGACAUGACGACCAACUCCCCCUGCCCCUCGUGCGAGGAUCCUGUCCUCUCGGAUGGACAGAGCUCAGUGGACGAACUGUGGUGUAACUCUCAGGCAUCGGCCAUUGAGAACAGAUGCAAAGAGUUCACAAGCAAUGGUACCGAGGAACAGCCCCAACUUCUCUGCCAGCUUUGUGAAGAGGAUUCCCCUAGAGUAGCCGUUAAAACCUGCACGGUCUGCGCGGUACGGUACUGUGAACCGUGUCUGGCUCUAACCCACCCACCACGCCCACCGUUUUCCGAACACAAGCUCAUCAACCCACGGCCUUCGUUUAAAAAGACCGUGAUGUGCCCCGACCACCCCAGCAAACCAGUGGAGAUGUACUGUGUGCAGGACCAGACUCCCGUCUGUCUGCUGUGUGAGAAGGUGGGCAGACAUAAGCAGCACAACAUGGCGGCCCUGGAGGAGGUGUUCUCCCAGAGACGGGCCGAGCUGCAGGCCUGGGUGGACCGCAUGGGGGCGUGGUUGACACAUGGGGAGGAGAAGGUCCGGAGGCUUCAGGAGAAACAAGAGAGUGUUAAAACCAGCGCCGCGGAACUGAAGUCCAGGAUCGAGAAGGAAUGCGACGACUUGGUCGACCGCAUCAGCAAGCGUAAUACCGAGAUGGACCGCCAGGUGGCGGAAGCCAGCAAUGUCGACACGACAAAUCUCGCGAGACUGAUACGAGAUGUUCAGGACAACAUCCCCAAGGCGCAUGCGUCGCUGAGCAAGGCCGAAGACUUACUCCACGAAACAGACCAUGCUAAUUUUCUGCAGUCAUCGGUGUCGGUUAUGGCCGAGAUCCACAGAAUGGUUCCAAUAUUUGGCAUGAAUAUCGAGAACGUCUCGUGCUCCAUUGACAAGCUAACCGUUGACUUCAGUCAGCAAAAACAGGUUGUAGAAAACAUAAACAUAUACAAGAGGUAUAUCCCUACAAUGUUUCCUUCCCCGCAUGGUUUCCCCAGAGCUAUGAGUCCAUAUAUACAGCAGCAUGCGCCGUUAGCUACAGCAGGUUUUCCUGUUGUUCACGGGCCCCCUUUUCAUGCAUAUCCCUCGACUUCAGCACCAGGGUUCAACACAGUACCUGCAGUGCAGUGCACAUGCCCGCCGCAAGGGUACCAAGGAACAUUUAAGAUCCGUCAACCCCCAAGUCAAGUCCAAGGACAACCCGUAUCAUCGCUUGCUCACGGGGGCUAUCUUCAGAAUGUACCCGUCGCGACGUGUCCUCCUUUUGUAGGAGCAGCCCCUAGCGCCCAACAGCCGGUCUCUACUUGCCCCCCUCUCGUUGGAGCGCCGCCCAGCGGCCAACAACAGGUCGCAACGUGUCCGCCUUUCAUAGGAGCGCCUCCUAGUGCCCAACAACCACCUGUGCAGCCAACAAUCUUGCAUGAUCUUUGCAGUGCGUCUAUGGAAGAAGUCAACAUUGUCUGGCAAGCUGUCUACAACGCUGAUGAGUAUCAGGUACGAUACACGCUUGAAGACCGUCAAGUGGCCGCAGUUGUGCAUGCCUGCUCGUUCACGGCCACGCAUUUGAAGCCUGCUACAGUAUACAGGUUUGAGAUUCGAGCAAGAAAUGUAGCUGGGUCAUCACAGCCGAGUGUAACCUGCCUGGCUACGGAAGGGAAGGGGUUCAAGUUCAGGUUCGAUCCGAAAACGGCAGGACGGUUUCUCGCAUUUUCCGGCCAAAAUACACGCGUGACGGUAGCAGCCCCUGGGGACAAGCCGAGCGGUUCACCGGCGAGAUUCACCGAUGGGAACACAGUUUUGGGAGACAAACAAGUCACCAGCGGCCGGCAGUACUGGGAAGUGUCUACAGGCGGCGCUGGCUCCCACUACGCCGUUGGUGUCGCCUACGCGAGCAUGCCCAGAGACAGGGACAUCCGGGACACCACCAAGUCAUGGGCGUUCGUCCAACACGAGAAGACGCAGACGUUUCAUCACAACGAGGUGACCAUCUUCCGCACAGAAGCGGACACCGUGCCGUCCAAGAUCGGCGUGCUCUUGGACUACGACGCCGGGCAAAUCAGCGUACAUGAUGCGGACAGAAGAACCGUCAUCUACACACACAAGACCACGUUCACAGACCCAGUCUACCCGGCUUUCUCCCUGUGGCAAGGCUCUCUCCAGCUCUAUACUGGACUGGAGAAACAGCAGACCAUCGGCCAGUUUGCAGAGAAAGAAGAAGAAGAACCCCUGACGGCCGCCAUCUUAUCCACUUUGCCGCCUCAGGAGCAAAAGCAAAUGUUGGGGGAACGGAUCUUUCCAAUCGUCCAGGUGUCACAUCCUAAACUUGCCGGUAAGAUCACCGGCAUGCUGCUGGAAAUCGUCAACGACGAGCUGCUGAAAAUGUUGGACAAUCGUGAGGAUCUGAACGCUAAGGUUGAUGAGGCUGUAGCCGUGCUGAGUGUCCACAAAGCGAGCUUAAAGGAAAAGCGCAUCGGCGAGCCAUCUGAAAAUGGAAAAUAAACGCGUGUCUGGUCACGGACGGGAUCCGGCUCUCCAGCAAGUCUCAUUUGCAUACUCGGGACAAUUUACCAACGUUUGGUAGAGUGGCGUCACGUGACUAGUUGAACGCGUCCAUCAUUUUGCUUGUCGAAAUUUUAAAAUUUUGGUUUCGGUGGUAAAUGUGUUGCUUACAGUGCCAGUGGCAUGGGCGGGACUACUGGUGUAGUUAUGGAAACAAUGUGUGCUAUUUCCAUUGCAAGUGCCUCAGAAAGCAGACUUGUCGGGGACCAUUUUGCCUGAAAGCCUUUGCUACGUCCACCUAAAAGUUUCUCAACCACCAUUAUUUAGCUCUAUGGUACUAGUAAGUAAGUGAUGACACAGUUGAAUACAAGAUUACGACAUCAAA
Branchiostoma belcheri (Belcher's lancelet) is the source of this 3124-nucleotide messenger RNA. Its product is annotated as E3 ubiquitin-protein ligase Midline-1-like. Gene Ontology annotation, molecular function: protein binding; zinc ion binding; RNA binding. Bases 193 to 2739 code for a protein of 848 amino acids. The transcript is spliced from 7 exons. The record is from RefSeq and is a predicted model, not a curated record. Lineage: Eukaryota; Metazoa; Chordata; Leptocardii; Amphioxiformes; Branchiostomatidae.